Scatophagus argus is the source of this 1165-nucleotide messenger RNA. RefSeq names its product cyclin-dependent kinase 2-associated protein 1. Lineage: Eukaryota; Metazoa; Chordata; Actinopteri; Scatophagidae. The record is from RefSeq and is a predicted model, not a curated record. The transcript has 4 exons. Bases 231 to 593 code for a protein of 120 amino acids. Gene Ontology annotation, cellular component: cytoplasm; nucleus.
UGUGCUCCAAACCGAGUGAAACCGUGCGUGAAUUCCGUCGCUUUUGUGGUGGAAAUCACGUUUUAACCGUUUAAACAUGAUAACCCGCAAUGGAUAGCAGCGGUGUUAGAAAGCACAGUGGGUGUCAAUAUAAAGUGACGGCCAUAUUUGCCGGUGCCGCUGUUGUAAACAAAAAGUGAGAGACAGACGCUUCACUGAAUUUCGGGUCAUUUUUAUUUCUUUAAUUUACAAUGUCUUUGGGAAUGUCUUAUAAACCCAAUGUCCAUCAGCACAUUCCGGGAACUUCUGGGAACCAGGUCUGUAACCUCCAGUCUCCCUCAGCAGCUAACCUGGCCACACUGCAGUCCUACAGGCCCCUUCUGAGCGACUAUGGACCUCCAUCUCUGGGAUUUUCACAGGGCUCCUCUGGCAGCCAAGUGCCUCAGAACAAAUAUGCAGAGCUGCUGGCCAUCAUCGAAGAGCUCGGGAAGGAGAUCAGGCCCACGUACGCCGGAAGUAAGAGUGCGAUGGAGAGGCUGAAAAGAGGAAUAAUCCACGCCAGAGGGUUGGUGCGUGAGUGCUUGGCUGAGACGGAGAGAAACGCGAGGUCCUAGCUACCAACACACACUCCUCGCUGCAAGAAGAACCAACAGCGUGUGUCUCACGAAAAAAAAAUAACUUGCAUGGCAUUUCCUUUGGGAAGAGGAAGUAACGAACAAAGGAUGGAAGAGCAAGCUCCUAGAGAGAAAGAAAAAAUAUACAGUAACACAAUUCGUGACUCCUGAGGCUUCUGGACAGUCAUUUCAAUCAUGUGUGGAAUUCAAUUGAGAGGAUAUCAUGUGUUUUUACGCCCCACUUUUGGGAUCCUAGUUUUGACUUCAUAUUUAAAACGUUGAUUUAUGCAUGCGAAAGGGCCCGUUGGUUAACCGUAGACAGUGCAUGGCUUGUACAGGGGUAGGUGCAGAAGACUUCUUCUUUUUGAUAGUAUUUGGUCUGUUUUUCAGACCCCUACAACACACAUGAGUGAGUGAGUGAGUGAGCGAGUGAGGGACAGAGAUGUGCCAAAUGCAUCGGUUCAUUCGUGUCGAGGUUGGUUUUGGUAUUCAGAAAAAAAAAAGGAAAAUGCUGUUACUUGCAUCUUUGUAUGUAUUUAUUACUCAGUGUAAUAAAUUGUAUUUUCAAUAGA